This is a messenger RNA of Leguminivora glycinivorella, 7708 nucleotides long. Its product is annotated as neural-cadherin-like. The record is from RefSeq and is a predicted model, not a curated record. Gene Ontology annotation, cellular component: plasma membrane; catenin complex. Gene Ontology annotation, biological process: homophilic cell-cell adhesion. NCBI's taxonomy places the organism in Eukaryota, Metazoa, Arthropoda, Insecta, Lepidoptera, Tortricidae. Gene Ontology annotation, molecular function: cadherin binding; calcium ion binding.
AUAAUAUUCACCGGAAACAAAAAUAAACCGUCAUGUGAAAAAAUACGUAAAUUAUUCACAUGUGUGUCGUGAUUUGUGAAUUUAGUGUGACAAAAUUGUAAUUAGUAACUAUCAGUGUGCCAUGUGGUGAAAAACCAUUAGGUGCCGCCAGCACGCGGAUAUGGUGGACCCUUUAAAAAUCUUUUGGGUUUUAACGAAUAGUACUUAUCUAGUGACUAAGUUCAUCCGCAUUGGCAUCGCUGACAAGAAUGACAAUCCGCCGUACUUCGACAAGGAGCUGUACGAGGCGGAAGUCGACGAGAAUGAAGACAUCCAGCACACCGUGCUCACUGUCACCGCCAAAGAUCACGACGAAUCGUCGCGUAUUCGAUACGAGAUCACGAGCGGGAACAUAGGUGGAGCGUUCGCCGUCAAGAACAUGACUGGCGCCAUCUACGUGGCGGGCGCGCUCGACUAUGAGACUAGGAAACGGUACGAGCUGAAGCUAGCCGCUUCAGACAACUUGAAAGAGAACUACACAACGGUGGUGAUCCACGUGAAAGAUGUGAAUGACAACCCGCCCGUGUUCGAGAGGCCUACCUACCGAACUCAGAUCACUGAAGAGGACGACCGCAAUCUUCCAAAACGCGUGCUUCAGGUAACGGCCACUGACGGCGAUAAGGAUCGACAGCAAAACAUCGUCUAUUUCCUUACCGGCCAAGGUAUCGAUCCCGACAAUCCAGCAAACAGCAAGUUUGACAUCAAUAGGACAACAGGAGAAAUAUUUGUUCUAAAACCGUUAGAUCGAGAUCAACCAAAUGGAAGGCCACAAUGGAGAUUUACAGUUUUUGCUCAAGAUGAAGGAGGCGAAGGACUCGUAGGUUACGCUGAUGUUCAAGUCAAUCUUAAAGACAUUAAUGAUAAUGCACCUAUUUUCCCUCAAGGGGUAUAUUUUGGCAACGUUACGGAAAAUGGCACAGCUGGUAUGGUUGUUAUGACAAUGACAGCGAUAGAUUAUGAUGAUCCAGCCGAAAGUAAUAAUGCCAAGCUAUGGUACUCCAUUGAAAAAAAUGUGAUCGAGGAAGAAACAGGAUCACCCAUUUUCGAAAUCGAGCCUGAAACAGGUGUAAUUAAAACUGCGGUAUGUUGUUUGGACCGUGAAAGGACUCCAGAUUAUUCUAUACAAAUAGUAGCAUCAGAUGGAGGGGGGUUAAAGGGCACGGGUACAGCCUCUAUACGAGUUAAAGAUAUCAACGAUAUGCCACCGCAGUUUACUAAAGACGAGUGGUUUACAGAAGUGGAUGAAACUGAUGGAACAAAUCUUCCCGAAAUGCCCAUUCUGACUGUAACCGUUCAUGAUGAAGAUGAGACAAAUAAGUUUCAAUAUAAAGUUAUUGAAAACAGUGGCUAUGGAGCUGAUAAGUUCACUAUGGUUAGAAACAAUGAUGGUACUGGAUCAUUAAAAAUAGUACAGCCUUUGGAUUACGAAGACCAGUUGCAAAGCAAUGGUUUUAGAUUUAGGAUUCAAGUUAAUGAUAAAGGUGAAGAUAAUGACAACGAUAAAUACCAUGUAGCAUAUUCUUGGGUAGUAGUUAAACUAAGAGAUAUUAAUGACAAUAAACCCCAGUUUGAAAGAGCUAACAUAGAAGUAUCUGUAUAUGAAAAUGCUGAAGUUGGUAAGAGUUUAGAAACAUUCAAAGCUACUGACCCUGACCAAGGUGGAAAAAGUAAAGUUUCAUAUGCUAUUGAUAGAUCUUCAGAUCGGAAGCGACAGUUCUCUAUAAACCAAGAAGGAACAGUUAGUAUACAAAGGUCCUUGGAUAGAGAAGAUACGCCACGUCAUCAAGUUAAAAUUUUGGCCAUAGAUGACGGUGUCCCGCCUAGAACAGCAACUGCCACAUUAACAGUAAUCGUGCAAGACAUAAACGAUAACGCACCUACUUUCUUAAAAGAUUACAGGCCAGUACUUACAGAGCACAUAACGCCUAAGAAAGUUGCAGAAAUUUUGGCCACCGAUGAUGAUGAUAGAUCGAAAAGUAAUGGUCCACCUUUCCAAUUCAGACUGGACCCUAGUGCAGAUGACAUAAUAAGAGCGUCUUUCAAGGUUGAACAAGAUCAAAAGGGCGCAAACGGUGAUGGUAUGGCAAUCAUUUCAUCUCUGCGCUCCUUUGAUAGAGAACAACAAAAAGAGUAUCUUGUUCCCAUUAUUAUUAAAGACCACGGAAACCCAGCCAUGUCUGGAACAAGUACACUUACAAUUGUUAUCGGUGAUGUAAACGAUAACAAGAUGCAGCCUGGUGCAAAAGAUAUUACUGUUUAUAAUUACCAAGGACAAGCACCUGAUACGGAAAUCGGUCGAGUAUAUGUCUAUGAUCUAGACGAUUGGGAUUUGCCGGACAAGAUUUUCUGGGAGAGCACAGAACAUCCCAAUUUCACGUUGAAUGAAGAAACAGGAAUGAUCCAAAUGAAGCAUAAAACAAGAGAAGGAAUAUAUAAUUUGCAAUUUAAGGUGUACGACAGAAAACAUACACAAACGGAUGUACCGGCUAAUGUAACAGUAUUUGUCAAAGAAAUAUCACAUGAUGCUAUAAUGAAUUCGGGUUCAAUAAGAAUAUCUGGAAUAACCGAUGAGGACUUUGUCAGAAUCUGGAAUUACAAGACAUUAAGCGUUUCACGAAGUAAAAUGGACGUAUUCAAAGAUAAAUUAGCAGAUUUGCUCAACACGGAACGUGAUAACAUCGACGUUUUUAGUGUUCAACUUAGAAAGAAACAUCCUCCUGUCACUGAUAUCCGAUUCUCAGCACAUGGAGCUCAUUAUUACAAACCUAUCCGACUGAACGGCAUUGUGCUCAUGCAUAGGGAAGAAAUCGAAAGAUAUGUAGGUAUAAACAUUACGAUGGUGGGCAUUGACGAGUGCCUCUAUGAAAAUCAAAUGUGUGAAGGAUCAUGUACUAACGUUUUGGAUAUUAGUAAUUUGCCAUACAUGGUUAACGCUAAUAAGACUGCUUUAGUCGGCGUUAGAGUAGACGUAAUUGCUGAAUGCACAUGUGGUGCUAGAAACUUCACCCAGGCCGAAACGUGCCGAAAUUCGCCUUGUUAUAAUGGUGGAAGGUGUAUUGAAGGAAAGUACGGCCUCACUUGUUCGUGUCCGCCUGGAUAUACAGGACCACGUUGUCAACAAACUUCUAGGAGCUUCCGAGGAACUGGCUGGGCUUGGUAUCCUGCUUUAGAAAUGUGUGACAGCUCCCAUCUUAGUUUCGAGUUCAUCACGCGGAAAUCAGAAGGAGUAUUAUUGUAUAAUGGACCUAUCGUUCCUCCUGAGCUGGAUGAAAUCAUGGUAUCCGACUUCAUAUCCGUGGAAUUAGAAAGAGGAAAUCCAAGACUUUUGAUUGAUUUCGGCUCUGGUACUUUAGAACUUAGAGUUAAAACAAAGAAAACUUUGGACGAUGGUGAAUGGCAUCGAAUUGACAUUUUCUGGGAUACGGAAAACGUACGAAUGAUUGUGGAUUACUGCAAAUCGGCCGAUAUUCAAGAGAUGGAAGAUGGUACACCCCCAGAAUUCGAUGAUUCCUCAUGCCAAGCGAGUGGAACUAUACCACCAUUUAAUGAGUACUUAAAUGUCAAUGGACCGCUACAAAUCGGUGGUUUAUACAUGGACCAUUUCGAUCCAACUCACUAUCAUUGGCAAUACAUGCCCAUCGGUAAAGGAUUUGACGGAUGUAUCCGAAAUUUGAUUCACAAUAGUAGAUUAUACGACUUGUCUCAUCCCGGCCUAAGCAGAAACUCGGUCGCGGGGUGCCCACAGACAGAAGAAAUUUGUAAUCAAGCCGAUACUACUUCGAGGUGCUGGGAACACGGAACUUGUGUCGGCAGCUUUUCAGAAGCCAGAUGUCAAUGUCAACCAGGCUGGACAGGACCGUCUUGUAAUUUGCCUACCACGCCUACCAGUUUCCGACCUCAGAGCUAUGUGAAAUUUGCUCUCAGUUUUGAACCGGAUCGAUUCAGUACACAAAUCCAAUUGCGUUUUAGAACCCGGGAACCUCAUGGUGAGCUGUUUAGGGUCAGUGACCAACAUAAUCGCGAAUACGGUAUUCUUGAAGUAAAAGAGGCUCGCCUACAUUUCCGAUAUAACCUUAACUCACUACGAACUGAAGAAAGAGAUGUAUGGCUCAACUCUGUUGCUGUUGACGAUGGACAAUGGCACAUUGCCCGGGUGAGCCGCUAUGGAAGUGCGGCCACUUUAGAAAUAGACGGCGGCGAAGGGAGAAGAUAUAACGAGACUUUUACGUUUGAAGGGCACCAAUGGCUCCUUGUAGAUAAGCAAGAGGGUGUUUAUGCAGGAGGUAAAGCGGAAUAUACAGGAGUUAGAACGUUUGAGGUGUACGCUGAUUUCCAAAAAGGUUGCUUGGACGAUAUCAGAUUGGAGGGCAAGCAUUUGCCCUUGCCACCGGCAAUGAACGGAACGCAAUGGGGUCAGGCGACCAUGGCAAGGAAUCUCGACCGGAACUGCCCCUCCAACAGCCCCUGCAUCAAUGUACACUGUAAUGAACCAUUCGUGUGCGUCGACUUGUGGAACGAGUAUGAAUGCACUUGCGGUGAAGGUUUGGUAUUGUCGAGCGACGGGAAGGGUUGCGUAGACAAGAACGAGUGUCUCUACUUCCCGUGCCGCAACGGAGGGUCUUGCGUGAACCGCGAGCCCUUCUACCGCUGCCUCUGCCCCGAAGGGUUCUGGGGCGAGAACUGCGAGCUCAUCCAGGAGGGCCGCACGCUCAAGCUCAGCAUGGGCGCGCUGGCGGCCAUCCUCGUCUGCCUUCUCAUUAUAAUGAUCCUGGUGCUAGUGUUCGUGGUAUACAACCGGCGGCGUGAGGCGCACAUCAAGUACCCCGGCCCCGACGACGACGUUCGCGAGAACAUCAUCAACUACGACGACGAAGGCGGCGGCGAGGACGACAUGACGGCCUUCGACAUCACGCCCCUGCAGAUACCGAUAGGCGGGCCGCUGCCCGAUCACGCGCCGAGUAAACUGCCAUAUCCGCUAAUGGGCGUCGGGCUCGGCGUGGGGCCCAUGGGAGUGGGCGUGGGCGUGGGGCCGGUGCCGCUUCCCGGCGAGACCAACGUGGGCAUGUUCAUCGAGGACCACAAGCGGCGCGCCGACAGCGACCCCAACGCGCCGCCAUUCGACGACCUGCGCAACUACGCGUACGAGGGCGGCGGCAGCACCGCGGGCUCGCUCUCCAGCCUCGCAUCCGGUACCGACGACGACACGCACGAGUAUGACUACCUGGGCGCCUGGGGCCCGCGCUUCGACAAGCUCGCCGACAUGUACGGGCCCGACAUGGACGAGCAGCUGUAGGCGCCCGCGCCCCACAAGCGUUAGUCAAUUGUCUCCACCCUACAAUAACAUAGUCAAUCCCUCUACCACAACUGCAGUGACGUCAUACAUCUACCAUGCCACUUUGAUAUGCAGCUGAAAAAGUGAGGGUGUCGAUAUGUCGCAUGCAGUUGUGAUAGACGUACUCGUAGACAGAAAUGUUUGGAGCUUAUCUCCUCUCCGAAACCGCGGAUUGUAAAUAAACGUGCGGGACUAAUUAUCUCAGCUCUCACUCAGACUUAAUUAUUCUUAUCAAUUUUAUACAACUUUAUUUGUAGUUAAAGUAACUUUAAGUACUCAUUUUAGAUAUUUAAUUGCGGCAUUUUUUAUAAAAUGUAAACGUAUCUUCACCAAAUAUUUGAUACAUAAGUUUUUAUUCGAGUUAGCCAUACUAUGAGUCAGUAUUUUAGGUAUCGGAAGUUAUUGCGUUAAGCGGAUUUUUGCCGAAGGGCCAGCGUGAACCUGGGUCGUGGGUGUUUGUAGAUAGUGUGCUAUAUACAUGUGAAUAAUUUAUACGAGUAUUUUGUAAGUCCACAGCUUUACGUGAUACCACUUAAUAAUAUGGCCCUUCCGCAUAUAAUCACUAUAAUAAUGAAAGAAUAUGUUAUAUUUUAUAAUAGUGAUUGAAUUAAUUAAUAUGUCCAUUCGGACCAUCGAGUAUAUACCGCUCAUUCGACUCGUGGAAUAUUUUCGAGGGAUGUACAUAAUGUAAUGUUACACUAGACACGACUACCCUUGAAUAUUCUAGAUAAAUAAUGAACUUAUUAUAAUUCAAGUAUAAUUUUAAGAAAAAAUAAACUGUACAGUAACUAUGGUGUUCCUUUCCUAAUGUCUCCGUGUAGUAUUAGCGAAUAAUAGGUUAUCUGGAAAUAGUAGGUAACCGAUACAUAGUCAUGGUUCGAAGAGAGUUUUGCGUUGCGUGCGUGCGUGGGGCGUGCGAGUGCGUGGGGCGCGCGCGGUGCGUGCGUGUUGCAUGCGUGAUGCGUGCGUGGUGCGUGCGUGAUGCGUGCGCGGUGUGUGCGCGGGCGGCAGGGACGGCUGGUAGCGGCGUGAUCGAGUGCGUGCGAGGCGCGGGUAUGAAUGGGACUGUGCCAAUUUAUUAGCAACCUAUGGAUACAGCUAAUGAUGGUAGACUUAAGUGUUUGCACUUUAUUUAUUCGUAUAUUUACAUAAAUAAAUUUAGUCGCACCUAGGAAAAUAUCAAUAACUUAUUAAGAGUGUUGUGCUAGAAUUCUAUUCUAACGAUUUUGAUGUGAGAUAGUUAUUGGGAACCGUUAGAAGUCACUAAUUUAAAGAUUAAUUUUUAAGAAUUUAUAGUACAUUAAUAUAUCUACCUAAUAAUGUUUCCAUAGACUGUCUCACCUCGACAUCGAAUAACGAUCAGUGUAAAUUUUAGAAUAUACUGAAUUGUGUUAAAAUGACUGAUUUUAUUAUGCGUUUGAAAGCCUAAGAUUUUUGUAGAUUCGGUUAUUUAAUUAUAGACUUCGAAUACCUUACUUACUAAGUCCACCCUAUAGUUUGCACUCGAUACGAACACUUCUAGAUAUCAUACAACUACAUAAUAUUAAAGCAAUUCUUGUUAAUUAUUAUUCAUAUAAGAAUACAUACAAUAUAGUUUAAUGAACAGAGCUGCAUCAUUUUCAUUAAGUUACAUUAUCAUUACACUGCCAGUAAAUCAUACAUUAUAACGAAUUACUAAAUAGUGUUUUCAGUCCGUUUUUGUAUUUCAGCCUUUUACAAUAUACUAAUAAUUGUAAGCUUUUGGAACUGUUUAUUAACAGGACGAGACUUUAAUUUUCUGACCUUAUCUACGGUGCGUACGUUCACCCAGUUCUUAUAGAAGCUGAUUGAUGUCCUCGGUAGUACUUUCGCGUUUCCCUGAAAGCGUCGAGCGUGGAGGUCGCGGUUGGGGGCGAUAGCUUAGUUAUGACUCUCGCAAUUGCAUGUGACUGCAACUGGUAUUCACAAUUUAUGCGUGGUGAUUAACGCUUGAAACAGCUGCGGCCGCCGCGACCUCUGCGCUCUACGAACUUCCCUUGUACCUAUAGUGGUCUUAUGUCUGCCGCUAACGCAACGCAGCGGAAGUAUAUAUCCUUUAACGUUUUAGUGAAUUUGAAACAUUGCAAUUUUGUCGCUGCGUUGCGAAGCUGUUUGCGAAGGCCUUCUCAAAGCACAUGUACCUACAUCGACGACAGAGCAUUCAGUACAAGGUGCGAUGCCGGGCUCUUUACUCAGCCGGUGCACACAUUGUUUUAGACAUAAUUGAUACCUAGUUAUGUUUGUUUCAACUGUGAUUAUUUAGUUGUACAACUCUGAUGAUUACAUAAAAGAAUGAAUAAAAAAUUAAAAAAGUUGAAA